Theobroma cacao (cacao) is the source of this 1717-nucleotide messenger RNA. RefSeq names its product RING/U-box superfamily protein (gene LUL4). The record is from RefSeq and is a predicted model, not a curated record. Lineage: Eukaryota; Viridiplantae; Streptophyta; Magnoliopsida; Malvales; Malvaceae. Gene Ontology annotation, molecular function: ubiquitin protein ligase activity. Gene Ontology annotation, biological process: protein ubiquitination.
AACAAGGGCUUCAACAACUAGUAAUCCUCGUUUACAUCCAACACCAACAAAUAAAUAAACAACUCUCUUCUUCAUUUUCUUCGAACUUUUUCUUUUUUCUCUUUCACUUUCCCUCGACCCAAACAUGGGCAUCUCAUGGAGCAGCGCAAGCAAUAGCAACAGAAGAAGAAACCAAAAUUACCUCCAUGCCCCUCCACAGCCACCGCCACCUCCUCCUCCACCUUACUAUUAUCCUCAAGAACCCACUUCCCUCCCGGCUCCGACACCUCCUCCUCCCCCUUCAACAAGUCACCCUUAUCCUGCCCACCCCCAAAACCCUUAUCAUACGCACCCCCCACCUCCACCGCCUCCAAUUCACAGCAAUUACUACUGCUCCCAACCCUACAAUUCCUGCGGUUACUCAAACCCCAUGAUGGGCCGUUUCCCUGUUCACUACCAUCCAUACUACGCCAACCAGACUAAUGGGUGGCCCGCGAUUCGUGCUCCUGCCGUGGUGGCACCGGCGCUGCCACCACCGCCAUAUGUGGAGCACCAGAAUGCUAAGAAAGUGAGGAAUGAUGUGAACGUGCAUAAGGAUACGCUGAAAAUCGAAGUAGAUGACCAAAACCCUGAUCAUCACUUGGUUUCUUUCGUUUUUGAUGCCUUGUUUGAUGGCAGUAUCACCAUUUUUUACUUUGCCAAAGAAGAGAUGAACUGUAGGUUUGUUCCGCUAUUUCCUGAAGCCUAUGAGCCUGUGAGAGUCCCAUUUCAGAAGGGACUUGGCCAAAGAUUUCAGCAGCCUUCAGGAACAGGAAUUGAUUUAGGUUUCUAUGAAUUGGAUGAUCUCUCAAAACCAUCGCCAGGGGAAGAUGUCUUUCCUCUUGUAAUUUCUGCUGAAACAUGUGUGCUACCUCAUUCAUCUAAUGAACAUAUUGAUGAUUCUGCACAAAAUACAUCAGCUCACAUGCAAAUUACUCAAGCUGUUCUAGAGAAGAACAAUGGUAACACUUUCCAGGUGAAAGUGAUAAGGCAGAUAUUAUGGGUCGAUGGGGUUCGCUAUGAGCUACGUGAGAUAUAUGGAAUAGGAAGCUCAGCAGCAGAAGAAGGCUUCGAUGAUAGUGACCCAGGGAAAGAGUGUGUUAUCUGCAUGACUGAACCUAAGGAUACUGCUGUCCUACCUUGCCGCCACAUGUGUAUGUGCAGUGAAUGUGCUAAAGCAUUGAGACUUCAGUCAAAUAAGUGUCCCAUAUGUCGUCAACCUAUCGAGGAACUUAUAGAAAUCAAGAUAAAUAGCAAUCAUUAGAAGUUUUCUCCUGGCCAAGUUCGUACGAACUUCAUGUCCUUUUGUCUUGCCAUGGAUGCCAUCUGAUCAUACAUGUUUUAAGGAUGGAAGUGGCUGCGUGCGGACAACAUACAGAAAUCUUUAAUUGUGUGACUGAGAAUUGUCAGCCAUCUUCACAUUCAUCCUAGUCUUGGCUUGGGCACUUGUGGGUUCUUCCUGAAGAGUACAGUUUCAGAUAUCAUAGUUAAUUAUGUAAAGCUUGCAUCUGUUGGAAGUAAACUCUUUUUUCUUUGUUUCAUUUUCCCCUUUCAGAAGCAAUGUAUAUUUGUGAGGUGUUCGCUGCUCGAUGAUGUUUCCAGAGAAUAUAUGACAACAAUGUAAAGUGUUCAAAUUCUUUGCUUUAUUCUUUGUUCUUAGCCCCUUUAGAAAUUUGAGUCUGUAUGUUGUUUGACUCUA